AUGGCCAUCGAACGAAACCUUUCAAAGUUAUCUGAAGGCAAUGUUACAACAAUAACGACCGACGACCGACGGACAACAGCGACAGCGAAGAUACAAGAAAAUAAGUUGUCAUCGUCAUCAUCGUCACCAUCAGCCUCUGCAUUUUGCCAGCGUUUUGAUCGUAAGGGAGCGCUUAGACAACGUAAAAUGUUGUUAACAAUCCAUCGAAACGGCGACAUUGUCGACAUCGGCGCCGCCGCCGUCAUGUUAGUUGCUAUUUCCACAAAUUUGAAAUCACAAAUCUUGGAUAUUGCCGAAUUUACUAUAAAUUGCUCAUCGAGAGGCCAUGAACAUCAAAUCAAUUUGAUACAGUGUCUCAUAGAGUACCUACUACCAUUUAUUCAUCUAUCUAGCCAACGAGUGAUUUACAAAAUGCGUGCUUUCAUUGUCUUGUGCAUGGUGGCUGCUGUAUGCGCCCAGUACAACUACCAGCCCAGUAGCUCUUCAGGAGGUGCCGGUGGUUUUGGUGGUAAUGGAGGUCAUGGUGGUGUAGGAAGCGGCAAUGGAGGUCAUGGUGGAUUCGGCGGCUCUGGAGGCUUCGGCGGCAACAGCGGCAACUUUGGUUCCAGCGGCGCUGCUCCCCAAGGUGAUUUCCCCGUUGGCGGCAGUGAUGGCGGUUCUUACGCUCCCCAAGGUGGUGUGCUCGAGAAAGAAUUCUUUACCUUCACCGCCGACGAUAGCGAAUUUAACGAUCCCCAUUCAGCCAACGAAUUGGCCAACUCUGUCAAACAAGGUCUCCGUGUGGUCUUCAUCAAGGGCCCCGAAAGCAGUGGCUUGGAAAAUGCCGCCCUUGCUUUGGCCAAACAAGCUGCCAACCAACAAACCGCCAUCUAUGUCCUCAACAAGCAAACCGACAUUGGAGAUUUGGCCAACAAACUCAACUCCAUCAACAGUGCCAGCAACAACAAGCCCGAAGUUCACUUUGUCAAAUACCGCACCCCUGAAGAUGCUGCCAAUGCCCAACGUGCCAUCCAAGGUCAAUAUGACUCUUUGGGCGGCAAAACCCAAAGCAUUAAUGGUGGUGUUGCCCCAGUUCUCAACUUUGCAUCUCAAGCACCCGCUGCCCGUGGUCCAGCACCUGCUGCUCCUGGUGCUUCUUACUUACCAGCUUCGAUCUUCCGUUCUUAA
This is a messenger RNA of Stomoxys calcitrans (stable fly), 1167 nucleotides long. Its product is annotated as dermokine-like. The record is from RefSeq and is a predicted model, not a curated record. The transcript is spliced from 4 exons. Bases 1 to 1167 code for a protein of 388 amino acids. Lineage: Eukaryota; Metazoa; Arthropoda; Insecta; Diptera; Muscidae.